AUGUCCGGCUCUGAGGAUCUUAAGGAUUUGUCCGGACUGCAACUGCGCGCUGCAGUUAACAGAGACCUGGGAGAAAAUAUCACAACAUCUGGGUACAAGGAGGAGCUGGAGCUGGAUGUGAUUCCGACACCUCUGCAGAGAGCAGGUUGGUUUUCUGCUUAUAUUAACUACAGUUGAUGGACGCACAGAGUACGUUAGCCGCCGCGAGCUCCUGUUGCGCUUAAAAACUUAGAUGGCGAUGCCAAAAUUGUUCUGGAGUUUCACAUCACUGCUGGAGAUCAGUGGUGAAUAUUGAUUACCUUUUAAAUAGAUCUAAUAAACUUGAACACGAGAUAUUCUCCCAGGAACGUAUGUGAUCCGUCCUUGGGCUGUUACUUGGGAUGCGAUCCGAUCCGAUAUUUGGAUCAGAUAUCAGCUUCAAUAUUGACAAAUUCAUUGGCUCGGAUAUCGGAUGAAUGAUGCCGAUCCAGUCUUUUCUUUUUUAAUUUUUCUUUUAAUACAUUGAAGUCUUGCUUCUUUGCUGUGUACUAAUGUGCAAUUUGUUAUUUGUUUAUAAAUAAUAUUAAAUAGAUUUAUAUCUGUGUUAAUUUGUUACCUUUUUUUUAACAAGGCUAAUGUCAAGCCUGAUGCCCUUAGUCACAAAGCAAGGUAUACAUUCGUUUCAUUCAACAGUAGUGUUAGAUCGGUAUCGGAUAUCGGCUGAUACGCUCAGCCCAGGUAUCGGUAUCAGAUUGGAUCAGAAAAAAAUGGAUCAGACCAUCUCUAGCUGUUACUGUGGAUAGAAACUAAAUAAAUUUAAAAAAUGCCUAAAACUGACCAGAAGACUGAUUUUAGUUAAUCAUUAUAAAGCUGAUGCAUUUUUUAGGUUAUUAGAUAUUUUUCUAAAAUAAAAUCUUUUUUAUUACUGGUAAAUCAUCAUGAGCCUGUUCAAGGGCUGAACAAUAUUGAAAUAUUGAUUUCUUUUGACAAUAUAUUCUUUUUGUCUCAAAGGCCUCUCUUUAUUGGACAAAAGGACCUGUUGGCCCCUUGUUGUGUGUGCUUCCACUGGGGGCCUGAGGUCCUGGGUUAGUAAUGCAAAUCAGACUAAUGACAUCCAAGGAUGGUAUCUGAUAAAUACGUUAAGCUUUUUUAUUCGUGUCCAUAGUGAUUUUUAUUUUCUACAAAAAAGCAGUCACAGAUCACAUUGGCAAGAGGUAAGCUUUAAUUGAUUGUUAAAUAAUUAGAUUAUUACAGAUUACUGGAAAUAUUUGCCGUUGUGCUAUUGCCUUUUGGUGCCUCUACCUGUCUGUAAAUGAAUGACUUUUAUACAUGUGUAUGUGUGUAUACACAAAAUGAUGGCAUCAAGUAUCACGACUUUAAGUUUGGUUUCAAAUGAACUUGACAUUCUUUUGUUGUGUCUUUGUGCCUUUUAGUGUUUCCUGCAGACAUCCAGCAGCUGUUGAUAAGUGAAGAAGAGUUUAUCCCUGAGAAGCAAGAAAGGAGCUCCAGUCUUGACCUGGAUGACACUGAGAUCCCUGACAUGACAGAGAAACAGGUGCAGCUUCAACCCCAGAUUUUCCCUUUCAAUACUGUCAUUGUGAAGAGUGAAGAUGACGAUGAGACACCUCAGCCAGAGACAGAGUUACAAGCACACAAAGCUGUCCUAGGCAAAGAGGUUAUGGCUCAGCAAGGGGUGAAAGAAGAGGACCCAGAGACCCAAAUUAUCAAAAACGAGCAGGAGGAAAUCAAGAUUAGUCAGGCUGAUACCAUCAGCCCCCAAUCAACUCCUGUUCAAGUAAAAAUUGAAGAUGAUGAAGAAAAACCUCAGACCUCGCAGCCUCAUCGGGGACCAACUGAACAGAUGAAAACAGGAGCUGAUGGAGAAGACUUUGGAGGACCAGAGCCAUCCAGGAACUCAGAUCUGGAGAGAGAUUUACAACCAGAGAGUGAGGACUCUUCUGAACCUGACACUGAAGACAGUGAUGAUUGGAGGGAGAAUACAGAACAUUCAGGUUUAAGAUCUGUAAAAAACUUGGAAAAUAAGAGACAAAAUGAUGGCAAGGAAUCGCAUAGUUGUUUAGAGUGUGGUAAAACGGUCAAAACUAAAUGGGAAUUGACAGUACACUUGAGAAUCCACAAAGGAGAGAAACCCCUCAGCUGCUCUGUUUGCAGUAAAAGAUUUUACCACAAAGGGCAUCUGAGGUCACACAUGGUGGUUCACACAGAAGAUAAACCCUUCAGCUGCCCUGACUGUGGUAGAAGAUUCAAACAUAAGUGUAGCUUAAAACUUCACAUUGCACAUCACAAAGAUCGGAAAUCUUACAUUUCUGACCAAAGAUUGUCUGGGUAUAAUCAGUUAAAUAUACACAACUGUAUGAGAGACAAUGUUGGUCAUGCUGUGGACCUUCCUCAUAGCCAAACUGAGAUGGAAAGAGAUGCAGAAUCAGGAUCUGAUGGAGAGGACUGUGGAGGACCAGUCCAAGUGGAAUUACAACAUGAACAAAAGCUGACUUUACACCUCAGCUGCCCUGUUUGCUGUAAAAAUUUUAAACAAAAAGGGAAUCUAAAUGCACAUAUGUUCAUUCAUACAGGAGAGAAACCCUUCAGCUGCUCUGUUUGCAGUAAAAAGUUUAGACAACAAGGACAUUUAAGCACCCACAUGGUAGUUCACACAGGAGAGAAACCCUUCAGCUGUUCUGUAUGCAGUAAAAGAUUCAAUACAGAGGGGAGUCUAAAGAGACACAUGCGGGGUCAUACAGGAGAGAAACCCUUCAGCUGCUCCGUAUGCAGUAAAGGAUUUAGCCUUAGAGGGCCUCUUGCCUUACACAUGGCAGUUCACACAGAAGAGAAACCCUUCAGCUGCUCUCUUUGUGGUAAAAGAUUCAAAACAGAAAGGAGUCUUAAGAAACACAUGGUAGGUCACAGCUGCUCUCUAUGCGGUGAGAGAUUUUCUUGGUUUUAUCAAGUAAAAAAACACAAGUGUGUUUGA
This is a messenger RNA of Xyrichtys novacula (pearly razorfish), 2968 nucleotides long. The record is from the annotation of a GenBank genome assembly. NCBI's taxonomy places the organism in Eukaryota, Metazoa, Chordata, Actinopteri, Labriformes, Labridae.